UUUGUUUGUCAGUUUUUUUUUUCCAGUUUGAAGGCGGCUUUUCGUUUAUCGAUUUGAUUUGCACCUGACUGCGCAAAGCGCCCCAUGGCACGCGAUUCGCGGCGAUUGUGACUCGGUUUCGCCGGUGGCCCCCAACCCAAGGACAUUUUGGCCCCCCUCGCCGGCCGCAUUUGUAUUUGUAUUUGGCGUUUGACCCGCGCCCGCGUUUUCAUGACCAAAACGGCGGCUGCGAUUCAAACGAAGCUCAACCGCAAAAAACAUUCGCGCAGCGUCAAUCAAUCGAGGCGGUACACUCCAUCAACUGUUGAUGCAACAUUGCCAUGUCGGUGGCGAGGAACAAGAGCGUCGGCGGCGGCGUCGGCGGCACACAAGGCGCAGCUGGAGGAUCGGAGCUGGCGUCUGCAACUGGAGCAAGUGCAUCCGAGACGGACAAUGUGACCGCCCUUGAGCUGCAGUCCAACAAGCGCAUGCUGUACUUCAGCGACGGCGUCAUGGAGGAGUUGUCCUCCGGCAGCGAGGACGAGGCGGACGCGGAAAUCGCUGACAAGUGCUACGAUGUCCAUUUGAACGAGAGCGAAAUGCCGCUGGGACCACGCCUGCGUUACAAGGCCAGCAGGAUGGGCAAUAAAUUCCUGGCCGGAAUCGACUAUGUGGGCGGUGGGCUGGCCCAUCUGCUGGGAAUCACCAGCAGCAAGUAUGCCAGCGAAAUGGAGAACUACCAGAGGGCCAAGGAAAACGGCGACGAGGACCUUGACAAAUGGCAGCCGCGCGCCAUGUCGAGCAGCAACAACAACAGCAGUGGCAACAACAAUCGAAACGAGACCAUCGUUCUCUGCGGACCAACACGCAGCGAGGCGACCUUGCCACCCACUCGGCAAUAGGCAAACGGGGUGGC
Messenger RNA from Drosophila santomea, 895 nucleotides. RefSeq lists its product as uncharacterized. The record is from RefSeq and is a predicted model, not a curated record. NCBI's taxonomy places the organism in Eukaryota, Metazoa, Arthropoda, Insecta, Diptera, Drosophilidae. The coding region runs from base 321 to 881 and encodes 186 amino acids. The transcript has 2 exons.